UGACCCCAUUAUCAACAACAGGAAUUUCAGGCACAUACCUCUUGCAGGGAUAUCUCAGACACAUCAGGGACUGCGGAUCACUGUUUGCCUCUCUCGCUCCUCCGACAGACGUGAUCUCUGCUCUCACAGCACCUUCGCUGAUCAUGGUCCAAGGCGUCGAAGGCUACACGUUCCGGAACUGGGCUGAGACAUAUGCCUGCCAGCCGGAGUUAUACUUCGAACCCAACUCCAUGGAGGAGAUACGGCAGAUCCUGGAACUGGCCAAGCAGCGCAGCAAGCGAGUGAAGAUUGUGGGCUGUGGGCAUUCCCCCUCGGAUAUUGUCUGCACUGACGACUACCUCAUAAGGCUCAACCAUCUCAACAAGCUGCUCAAGGUGGAUAAGGAGAAGCUGCAGGUGACGGUGGAGGCAGGGAUGGAGUUGACUGACCUGAACGAAGAGCUGGUAUCGUUCGGACUGGCUCUGUCCAAUAUUGGCGCGGUGUCAGAUGUGUCUGUCGGUGGAGUGAUUGGAACUGGCACCCACAACACUGGCAUCAAGCAUGGCAUUCUGGCAACCCAGGUGGCGUCCCUGACCCUGAUGACUGCUGCCGGCGAGGUCCUCGAAUGCUCGGAGUCCGUAAACCGGGAGAUAUUCCAGGCUGCCAGGGUGCACCUUGGUGCACUGGGUGUGGUUCUAACCAUCACCAUCCAGUGCGUGCCCGCCUUCCGCAUAGAACUGCAGCAAUUCCCACAAACUCUGACAGAGGUUCUGAAUGACCUGGACAGUCACCUGCAUCGAUCGGAGUACUUCCGCUUUUUCUGGUUCCCUCACACGGACAAGACAACUGUUUUCUACGGAGACCGCACAGACAAGCCGAUCAAGACUACCUCAAACUGGCUGAAGGACCACGUCAUCGGCUACUACCUGCUGGAACUGCUGUUGUGGAUCAGCACCUUUUUCCCCCGCUUGGUACCCUGGAUCACCCGCUUCUUCUAUUGGCUGAUCUAUUCAGCAAAGGUCACACAGGUCAAACGGAGCGACAAAGCUUUUAACUUCGAGUGUCUCUUCAAGCAGCACGUAUCAGACUGGGCUGUUCCCAUUGAGAAGACGGGUGCAGUGCUGGGACAGCUAAAGGAGUGGCUGGACAGGAACCCUGAGGUGCGCGUCCAUUUCCCGGUUGAGAUCCGGUUCGCUCGUGCUGAUGAGAUUUUUCUCAGCCCCUGCUACAAGCGAGACACCUGCUUCAUCAACAUUAUCAUAUACAGACCCUAUGGGAAGGAGGUGCCCCGAAAACGGUAUUGGGAGAUAUAUGAAGAGAUCAUGAGAAAGAACGGGGGGAGACCUCACUGGGCCAAGGCCAACAGCUGUGUCCACAAGGACUUUGAACAGAUGUAUCCUGCUUUCCAGAAUUUCUGCUCCGUUCGUGAGAAGCUGGAUCCUUUGGGAAUGUUCCUCAACAACUUUCUGGAAAAAGCCUUUUUCUAAGAAUGUAAUUUCUUUUCUCUUCAAUAAAGAGUCGUUGG
Molecule: messenger RNA, 1504 nt
Organism: Mobula hypostoma (lesser devil ray)
Lineage: Eukaryota; Metazoa; Chordata; Chondrichthyes; Myliobatiformes; Myliobatidae
Product: L-gulonolactone oxidase-like
Exons: 12
Coding region: 144-1466 (440 amino acids)
Cellular component (GO): membrane
Molecular function (GO): D-arabinono-1,4-lactone oxidase activity; FAD binding
Source: RefSeq, a predicted model, not a curated record